Messenger RNA from Triplophysa dalaica, 610 nucleotides. RefSeq lists its product as uncharacterized. Lineage: Eukaryota; Metazoa; Chordata; Actinopteri; Cypriniformes; Nemacheilidae. The record is from RefSeq and is a predicted model, not a curated record. Bases 17 to 598 code for a protein of 193 amino acids. Gene Ontology annotation, molecular function: interleukin-12 receptor binding; growth factor activity. Gene Ontology annotation, cellular component: extracellular region. Gene Ontology annotation, biological process: immune response. The transcript is spliced from 7 exons.
GCAGCUGAACACAACCAUGCAGCCAAAGUCCUGUAACUUUCUGGUCGUCACUGUCCUGUGCUGUGCCCUGUGGCGAUGUGGCUUUGCUGGUCCGGUCGGAGGGCGUGAUUUGACAUUAAAGCUCAAGGACAAUACAUGCAACGAGUACGCACGGUCGCUGCUCUGGGUUGUAUCAGACGCUCUCGCCAUGGACCAUCUCUUCAGCGGAUUUAACUGUACACAGCAAAACGCAGAGGUGCACAUCAGGACGCAAACGAUGUCUGCUUGCACACCACAAUCAGACUGCACUCACAGUCCAGUCCUGAAUAUUAAUGAGAAUACAUGUUUACAGCGGAUCUUAGAAGAUCUCCAGUACUAUAGGGACACGUUUACAGUUUAUGCUGACACAGCGCUCACCAAAACUGUAGUCAGAAGUAUUGAUGACAUCCUGCAGAACUGCUUUUCUGUCUCUGCAAUGGACAACUCUGCGCUCAAGGUGUCCAUGGAUCAUAAAAAAUCUUUUCAGGAACGAUUACAGCUGUGCAAAGUCCUAAAGGGUUUUCACCUUCGAGCCAUUACAAUAAACCGAGUUUUCAGCUACAUUUUGGCAAAAGAAUAAGCUAACAGCAGC